AUGGGGCCCCCGGGCAAUAGGGGAUCAUGGGCCCCUGUGUCCUUGCCCAAACUCAAAAAAGCCUAUGAAAAAGGUACCAGGGGCAUCUCAUUGGGCCCCCUACUGACCCUGGACCCUCGGGCAGUGCCCGAGUUUCCAAAUGGUCAGUCCUCCCCUGCUGAGGACAUCCUGUAUAUUGCUUGCCAGUGAUAAUUCUCCUGUAGGUGGCAGCAUAACUCAACAGUUACAGUCUUCUUGUGUCUCUCAAUGGACAUGAAAGAAAUUGUGUUUUUAAGUAAUUUCAGUUU
Messenger RNA from Staurois parvus, 287 nucleotides. Lineage: Eukaryota; Metazoa; Chordata; Amphibia; Anura; Ranidae. The record is from the annotation of a GenBank genome assembly.